AUGGCGGAGCAGGAGAGCCUGGAGUUCGGCAAGGCGGACUUUGUGCUGAUGGACACCGUCUCGAUGCCCGAGUUCAUGGCCAACCUCCGACUCAGGUUUGAAAAGGGGCGCAUCUACACAUUCAUUGGAGAAGUUGUCGUUUCUGUAAAUCCCUACAAAUCGCUCAACAUCUAUGGGAGGGAGACGAUUGAGCAGUAUAAAGGACGGGAGCUGUACGAGAGGCCGCCGCACCUGUUUGCUAUUGCCGAUGCUGCCUACAAGGCCAUGAAGAGGCGGUCCAAAGACACUUGUAUUGUGAUAUCAGGGGAGAGUGGAGCUGGUAAAACCGAAGCCAGUAAAUACAUCAUGCAGUAUAUUGCGGCCAUCACCAACCCCAGCCAGAGAGCCGAGAUCGAAAGGGUGAAGAAUAUGCUACUUAAGUCCAACUGUGUCUUGGAAGCUUUUGGAAAUGCCAAAACCAACCGCAAUGACAACUCAAGCAGGUUUGGGAAAUACAUGGAUAUCAACUUCGAUUUCAAGGGAGACCCUAUUGGCGGACAUAUCAGUAACUACUUACUCGAGAAGUCUCGAGUGAUUGUGCAACAGCCAGGAGAAAGGAGCUUUCAUUCUUUCUAUCAGCUACUCCAAGGAGGUUCGGAACAGAUGCUCCGCUCUUUGCAUCUCCAGAAAUCUCUUUCAUCCUACAACUAUAUCCAUGUGGGAGCUCAGUUAAAGUCUUCUAUCAAUGACGCCGCCGAAUUCAAAGUGGUAGCUGAUGCCAUGAAAGUAAUUGGCUUCAAGCCUGAGGAGAUUCAGACCGUGUAUAAAAUUUUGGCUACUAUUCUUCACUUGGGAAAUUUAAAAUUUGUAGUGGAUGGUGACACGCCUCUCAUCGAAAAUGGCAAGGUCGUAUCCAUCAUAGCAGAAUUGCUCUCCACCAAGACUGACAUGGUUGAGAAAGCCCUUCUUUACCGGACUGUGGCCACAGGGCGUGAUGUCAUCGACAAGCAGCACACGGAGCAGGAAGCAUGCUAUGGCAGGGACGCCUUCGCGAAGGCAAUAUAUGAGCGCCUUUUCUGUUGGAUUGUGACUCGCAUCAAUGAUAUCAUUGAGGUCAAGAACUAUGACACCACAGUGCAUGGGAAAAACACUGUUAUUGGUGUAUUGGAUAUCUAUGGCUUUGAAAUCUUUGACAACAACAGUUUUGAGCAAUUCUGCAUCAAUUAUUGCAACGAGAAGCUGCAGCAGCUAUUUAUUCAGCUGGUUCUGAAGCAGGAGCAAGAGGAGUACCAGCGAGAAGGGAUCCCCUGGAAGCACAUCGACUACUUCAACAAUCAGAUCAUCGUGGACCUGGUGGAGCAGCAGCACAAGGGGAUCAUCGCCAUCCUGGACGAUGCCUGCAUGAACGUGGGCAAGGUCACCGAUGCAAUGUUCCUGGAAGCACUGAACAGCAAACUGGGCAAACACGGGCACUUCUCCAGCCGCAAGCUCUGUGCCUCAGACAAAAUGCUGGAGUUUGAUCGGGACUUUCGAAUUCGACAUUACGCAGGGGAUGUAGUCUAUUCUGUCAUCGGUUUUAUUGACAAAAAUAAAGACACUUUAUUUCAAGAUUUCAAGCGCCUGAUGUAUAACAGUUCAAAUCCCGUGCUGAAGAACAUGUGGCCCGAAGGCAAACUGAGCAUCACGGAGGUGACCAAGCGCCCUCUGACUGCCGCCACUUUAUUUAAGAAUUCUAUGAUCGCCUUGGUGGACAACCUUGCAUCGAAGGAACCUUACUAUGUACGUUGCAUCAAACCCAAUGAGAAGAAAUCCCCGCAGAUAUUUGAUGAUGAGCGCUGCCGGCAUCAGGUUGAGUACCUUGGACUAUUGGAAAACGUGAGGGUGCGACGGGCAGGAUUUGCCUUCCGCCAGGCAUACGAGAAGUUUCUGCACAGGUAUAAGAUGAUCUCGGAAUUCACCUGGCCCAACCACGACCUCCCUUCAGACAAAGAAGCUGUGAAAAAACUGAUCGAGCAGUGCGGCUUCCAGGAGGACGUGGCUUACGGGAAGACCAAGAUUUUCAUCCGCACACCCCGCACCUUGUUCACCUUGGAGGAGCUCCGCGCCAAGAUGCUCGUGAGGAUCGUCCUCUUCCUCCAAAAGGUGUGGCGAGGCACGCUGGCCCGCAUGCGGUACAAGAGGACCAAGGCAGCCCUGACCAUCAUCAGAUACUACCGGCACUACAAGGUGAAGUCCUACAUCCGCGAGGUGGCCCGGCGCUUCCACGGCGUCAAGACCAUGAGAGACCACGGGAAGCACGUCAAGUGGCCAACCCCUCCCAAAGUUCUUCGCCGCUUCGAGGAGCACCUCCAGGCCAUUUUUAAUAGAUGGCGAGCGGCUCAGCUCAUCAAGACCAUCCCCGCUUCAGACCUGCCCCAGGUCAGGGCAAAGGUUGCGGCCAUGGAGAUGCUGAAGGGUCAAAGGGCUGACCUUGGGCUCCAAAGGGCCUGGGAAGGCAACUAUCUUGCUUCGAAGCCAGACACACCUCAGACCUCAGGCACUUUCGUCCCCGUUGCCAAUGAACUGAAACGGAAGGACAAGUACAUGAACGUCCUCUUCUCCUGUCACGUCCGUAAGGUCAAUCGGUUCAGUAAGGUGGAAGACCGCGCCAUUUUCGUCACUGAUCGCCACCUCUAUAAGAUGGACCCCACGAAGCAGUACAAAGUGAUGAAGACCAUCCCUCUGUACAACCUGACUGGCCUGAGCGUCUCCAAUGGGAAGGAUCAGCUUGUGGUGUUCCACACGAAAGACAACAAGGACCUCAUCGUCUGCCUCUUCAGCAAGCAGCCAACCCACGAGAACCGAAUUGGAGAACUUGUUGGAGUCCUGGUGAAUCAUUUCAAGAGUGAGAAGCGCCACCUGCAAGUGAACGUCACCAACCCGGUGCAGUGCAGCCUGAACGGGAAGAAGUGCACCGUGUCCGUGGAGACUCGGCUCAACCAGCCCCAGCCCGACUUCACCAAGAGCCGCUCCGGCUUCACCCUCAGCGUGCCGGGCAACUGA
Molecule: messenger RNA, 3021 nt
Organism: Pipistrellus nathusii (Nathusius's pipistrelle)
Lineage: Eukaryota; Metazoa; Chordata; Mammalia; Chiroptera; Vespertilionidae
Source: the annotation of a GenBank genome assembly